CACAAUAUGGCCAAGGGUAACAAGGGCAAAGCCCCACACGACGAACCAAGACAAGCGAUAACUACUGAUGCCAGAUUUGCCGGUGUGCAUAGUGACCCGCGCUUCAAGUUGGCUCAGAAGAAGCACUUGAAGGUGAAGGUUGAUGACCGUUUCACGAAGGAGGAGAUGGAUGGGUUCAAGGAGAAAUCAAAGAUCGACAGAUACGGGAGAACUAUUAACGCGGCGGAUAAUGACAAAAAAAGUGCGUUUGACAAGUACUAUGAGGAAGCUGGGAAGCCUGACGAGUCCGAGUCUAAGUCAGACGAAUCAGACGAAUCAGAUGCUGAAUCAAGCGACGAAUCCGGACCUGCUGAGAAGUUUGCUGAGGUUGAAAGUGAAUCUGAAAGCGAGGCUGAGGAGGGUACUGUUGACAGAGCCAGAGGAACGGCUUUGUCGUCUGAUGACGACUCCGACUCCUCCGACGCCUCUGACUCAGAAGCUGAUUACGAAUCCGAAAUUGAGAUCGAAGACAGCAAACCAGAAACCGGUGACCCCUCUACAACCUUCGCUGUGGUUAACAUGGACUGGGACAAUAUCCGUUCUGUCGACCUCAUGGCCACCUUUUCGUCGUUUGUACCACCCGGAGGAGUGAUUGAGGCUGUCAGCAUCUACCCGUCGCAGUACGGGAAGGAAAAGAUGCAGAAAGAAGACACUGAAGGCCCGGCCAGAGACAUGUUCAAGAGCAAGAAGAAAGUAGAGUCUGACUCGGACUCGGACUCGGAUGAUGACAUGGAACAGGCGGCCAAGACGCUCUACGAAGAGGAUGCUGGUGAGGACUACAACCACAAAAGCUUGCGUCGCUACCAGUUACAGCGCUUAAGGUACUAUUACGCUGUGGUGAAGUGUAACAACGUGGCAACGGCCCAGAACAUCUACGACAACGUGGAUGGGACUGAGUAUGAGUCGACGGCCAACAUAUUCGACUUGCGCUACGUGCCAGAGGGCAUGGAGUUUGAUGAUGAAGCCCGCGAUUCUUGUUCCAAAAUUCCUGCUAAUUACAAGCCAAAUGACUUUAUCACGGAUGCAUUGCAGCACUCCAAGGUUAAGUUGACCUGGGACGAGACCCCGGCAGAAAGAGUCAAGAUGGCGAACAGGGCGUUCUCCCAGCGUGAGAUUGACGAGAUGGACUUCAAGGCGUACCUCGCAAGUGAUUCUGAGGAAUCGGAAGCCGAAGAUGAUAUGAAGACAAAGUACCAAAACUUGUUGACCAAGUCUACUCAGAUUGGCGACAAGAACAUCUUUGACAAGGAAGAUGAUGCAGGUGAGGUUGAUAUGGAGAUCACAUUUACUCCAGGCCUUGAUGAAAACGCCGAGACAAAGGAGGAAGUUGAAGAAUCGACAAUUGACGCUUACAGACGUAAAGAGAAGGAGCGCAGAAAGCGCAGAUUGGAGAACAUGAAGACACAAAAGGCUGAGGAAGUGGCCGAAAAGAAAACGGAAAAGAAUGGGAAGAAGGGCAAGAAGGGCAAGAAGGCCCCAGAGGACGAUGCUGCCGAGGCUAAGCGCGUUGCUGCGCUCGAAUUAUUGAUGAUGGGCGAGGACGAGGAAAAGACGGCGGAGCACUUCAGCAUGAAGGAGAUCGAAAAGGCAGAGAAGUUGAAGGGCAAGAAGGGCAAGAAGAAUAAGGCCAAAUUGGCAGCGUUGGAGUCUGUCCAGGAUAACUUUAAGCCGGAGUUGAAUGAUCCGCGGUUUUCCGAGAUCUUUGAAGGCCAAGACUUUGCGAUUGAUACCACAAAGCCAACGUUCAAAAAGACCGAAACCAUGGGCAAGAUCAUGGAGGAGCGUUCCAAGCGUACUAAGGGUGGUAAAUCAGCGAAGGUCGAGAAGCGUAAGGCGGAGGACGAUGGUGAGUUGGAUUCGUUGGUUGAUAAAAUCAAGCGCAAGAGCAGAAAAUAAGUCAAAGAUAUGUAUUAUAGAUGUGAUUCACGCGAGA
Messenger RNA from Babjeviella inositovora NRRL Y-12698, 1972 nucleotides. Its product is annotated as pre-rRNA-processing protein ESF1. Gene Ontology annotation, molecular function: RNA binding. Gene Ontology annotation, cellular component: nucleus. The record is from RefSeq and is a predicted model, not a curated record. The coding region runs from base 7 to 1935 and encodes 642 amino acids. Gene Ontology annotation, biological process: rRNA processing. NCBI's taxonomy places the organism in Eukaryota, Fungi, Ascomycota, Pichiomycetes, Serinales. The transcript has a single exon.